Messenger RNA from Cryptomeria japonica (Japanese cedar), 2795 nucleotides. RefSeq names its product glycerol-3-phosphate acyltransferase RAM2. Lineage: Eukaryota; Viridiplantae; Streptophyta; Pinopsida; Cupressales; Cupressaceae. Gene Ontology annotation, biological process: cutin biosynthetic process. The record is from RefSeq and is a predicted model, not a curated record. The transcript is spliced from 2 exons. Gene Ontology annotation, molecular function: phosphatase activity; glycerol-3-phosphate 2-O-acyltransferase activity. Gene Ontology annotation, cellular component: membrane. Bases 1000 to 2454 code for a protein of 484 amino acids.
AUAGCUUUAAGUAUUUUGACUUGGUAUGCGCUCACGCGUUGAAGAUGCUUUGACGUUACUGCACUGUACACGAGGUUAAGGAUGUGCUGUGACAUGGCAUGGCCAAUGUGUUUUAUUUUGGACCCUUCUUAAUUCCUGCACUGGUAUGUGACAGAACUUAACUACCCUCAACAACCUCUGUAUACGGACAACUGGUUCGCCCGCCGGUACUCUGCGCUCAACCAGAAAAUUGAAAGCUUCCAGGUCAAAAGGGCAGAUACAGAGCUCACAAAUUCUCUUCGUCACUGUCCAGAAGUUGUUCGGGGUUUGAUUGGAGCCAUUAAUUCGCCAGCUCAUCUGCAAUCACUGGCUGCCCUGCUUCUCCCGGUUGCCGCUGCCGCGUUUCCCAAUCUAAGCGACUGAAAGCGAUUGGAGAGCUGUUGAUUAAUGUCGGUUGCCGUCCAAAGGGUUUCCGCUUGACUCAAUUUCGGUGACAGAUGAGGAAUUUUGCUAUAAAGGUCGGAUCUUGAAGUGGUACCAGCGAUCGCAGAGUCAUAGGACUCGCAAUUUGUUCGAGGAAGUUAAAUAAGCGCGUCCCUUUGUCAGAAUUCACAAGGUCUGAUCUUCAGAAGAGAGUACAAAGAUUAGAGGGUUUCGAUGUUGGAGUGUAGUGCGUUGUCUUUGGAUUCUUUAGUGCUGUUUUGGCUUUGAAGUGGAAAUAUUUCUUUCAUUUUGUUUUGUGUUGAGUUUAAGAGAAUUUGCUGUCAAAAGAGACAAGGUUAGACAGAAACUGCAAAUCUUUCGAUCAGAUAUGGUCUGAUCUGGUGAAAAUAUUACAAACUUUGUAAAACUUCGUUGCUGGAGAAUCAUGUGCUGUUCUGAAUCACUUAGACUGCUUUAGCAAGCAGACAUUCUUGAAAUUUCUUUUCAUUUUGUGUGGAGCUUAAGUGGAUUUGCAGCUCAACAUUUUUUGUUUUCGGCAAAAUUUUUUUUGUUUUUUCUUUUGUCCGAGUGGUGAGAAUGGAAAGUGUUGAGAAAUGCAGCUCGGAAGGGAGAGAAACGCAGUGUGUAGUCUCCGAUCUUUGCGGCGCAUUGCUGCGAGGGCGAAAUCCGUUCUGUUAUUUUUUAUUAGUGUGCCUGGAGGGUUCCGGCGUGAUUCGAUCGCUGCUCCUGCUUUGCGCUGCGCCUCUUGUCUGGCUUCUUUACACCUGCGUUUCGGCUGCCUUUGCGAUGAAGCUCAUGAUUUUUAUCUCCAUGAGAGGCGUCAAAGCUUCGGCUAUUCACGGGGUGGCCAUGGCCGUUCUGCCAAAGUUCUUUGUGGAAGAUAUUAAUGCCGAAGUUUGGAGAGUUUUCUCGUGCUUUGGAAGGAAAGUUCUUGUGACUGCUCUGCCGCGGGUUUUGGUUGAACCUUUUGCCGUGGAAUACAUGGGAGUUGAUGCUGUCAUGGGGACGGAAAUACAAGUUGACAGCCAUGGCAUUGCUACCGGAUUUGUGAAACCGCCCGGAUACGUGCUCAGUGGUUUCCGAAAGACGGAGGCGGUUAGACGAGAACGGAUUGUUGAUGUGUGGUUACUCAAGGCCGGUUCUGCUGCACAUUCUUCAUCGAUUUGCAAGGAAUGGUACAGCGUGAAAGAAAGCUCCAAGGCGGAUCCACUACCAAAAUACAAGCUUCCCAAGCCCGUCAUAUUCCACGACGGGCGCUUAGUACAGCGACCGGAUCCAUGGAUUGCACUGUUAACAUUUGUAUGGAUGCCGCUGGGCUUCCUGCUAGCAGUAAUCCGCAUUACAGCAGGGGCUCUGUUGCCGAUGCACAUCCAGUACUACACAUUCUGGAUGAUGGGAGUUCGAAUCCGGGUGCGAGGAAACCCUCCAGAUCCCGUCAACAGACGCAAAUCCAGCGGCACAAUGUUCGUUUCUUCUCACAGAACGCUCUUGGAUCCCAUAAUGCUCUCUGCAUCUCUGGGCCGGCCCAUUGCAGCAGUGACCUAUUCCAUUUCCCGUCUCUCAGAGUUUCUGUCGCCGAUUCCCACCGUCAGGCUGACUCGAAACCGCGACCAAGACGCAGCAAACAUAAGCAAGGUGCUUCAGAUGGGCGACAUGGUCCUGUGCCCUGAAGGGACUACAUGCAGGGAACCUUUUCUUCUUCGUUACAGUGCCAUGUUUGCAGAGCUGGCAGAGCAUAUUGUUCCGGUUGCCGUCAAUUGCCGCACCUGGAUGUUUCAUGGAUCCACCAGCAGAGGGUGGAAGGCCUUGGAUCCCUUUUUCUUUUUCAUGAACCCUUCCCCUGUUUAUGAAAUCCACUUUCUCAGCCAAAUCCCUGUUGAUCUCAGCUGUCGAGGAGGGAAAAGUUGCCAUGAAGUCGCAAAUUCUGUGCAGAAGAUCACUGCCGGGGUUCUAGGAUUUGAAUGCACAAACUUCACCAGGAAGGACAAGUACAGGCUCUUGGCGGGAAAUGAUGGUUAUGUUCGCUCCUAAAAUUUCAAUUUUAAUGGAUCUGUUUUAUUUAUUCUUAAAAAAACUGUAACAGAUCUUCUCAGCAGAAGAAAUUCUUGAUGAAUUUGGUUGAUAAGGGGUGACAUCUAUCCCCCAUGCAAAAUGAUUUACUGCAAAUUUAUAUUAUAUGUAUUUAAUGUAAACCAUACAAUAUAUUUUGUUGUGUGGAAUAUCAAUAUGUGUUUUGCCAGAGCAUUUGGUUGGAUCAAAAGAUAUUAUCUUUUGUUACAAUGUCAGCAGCAAGAACUGUUUUUAUUAAGAAAGCAGCAAGAACAAGAACAAGGCUGCCAAUAAAUAGCAGUUCACUAUAUUUUUCUUUUUAA